AUGGAAAACAGUGCCUUGACCAAAGAUAUCGUUGGGAAAUACGCUAGCCAGUCCCAAAUACCCUCAGAUGGUGGUUUGGCAGUUACUCUGGGUGAAACACAAGAGAUCUUCGGCCGCGGAGUUCUCCGUAUUCAUACUCACGGUCCUCGACAUGCCUAUUUCAUGACGUUCCUUCCAGAGCCUGGUAGCCAGGAGCUAGGAGUUGCUGCUAAUCUGCAUCUUCAGGCUCUUGAACCUGAGAAUCCUGUCCUUACCCGCGGACUACGCGACAUUGAACUUGUCGAUCCAAUAAUUCCGAAGGGUAAUACUUGUAAGGCUUCUGAUCAGAUCCAAUGA
This is a messenger RNA of Penicillium soppii, 336 nucleotides long. RefSeq lists its product as uncharacterized. The record is from RefSeq and is a predicted model, not a curated record. The transcript has a single exon. Lineage: Eukaryota; Fungi; Ascomycota; Eurotiomycetes; Eurotiales; Aspergillaceae. Bases 1 to 336 code for a protein of 111 amino acids.